This is a messenger RNA of Sorghum bicolor (sorghum), 841 nucleotides long. Its product is annotated as monothiol glutaredoxin-S7, chloroplastic. The record is from RefSeq and is a predicted model, not a curated record. Bases 75 to 593 code for a protein of 172 amino acids. NCBI's taxonomy places the organism in Eukaryota, Viridiplantae, Streptophyta, Magnoliopsida, Poales, Poaceae. The transcript has 2 exons.
UUCUGUGCCGUCCCAGCUCAGUCCGUCCACCACACCCACUGCUCCGUACCAUCCGUCGCCGCCGGCGCACCGCGAUGGCCGCCUCCGCCACGGCCGCGAGGCCUCUCGCUGGGGCCGCCGCCGUCCCGCUCCCGCUGCCAGCGCGGCCGCGAACCGCCAGGGUGGCCUUGCUGCCCCUGACCCCUGUUCCGGGCCAGCGCCUCGCUCUCGGGCGGGCCGGGCAGGAGCGGCUGCCGGCGCGCGGCCGGUCGGUGCGGUGCCUGGCGGCGCUGAGCCCGGAGAUGCGGGCGACGCUGGACAAGGUCGUGGGGUCCAGCAAGGUGGUGCUGUUCAUGAAGGGCACCAAGGACUUCCCGCAGUGCGGCUUCUCCCACACCGUCGUGCAGAUCCUGCGCUCGCUCGACGUGCCCUUCGACACGCUCGACGUGCUCGCCAACGAGGCGCUCCGGCAGGGGCUCAAGGAGUACUCCAGCUGGCCCACCUUCCCGCAGCUCUACAUCGACGGCGAGUUCUUCGGCGGAUGUGACAUCACCGUUGAGGCAUACAAGAGUGGAGAACUGCAGGAAACUCUUGAGAAAGCAAUGUGUUCAUAGGAAAAAAAAAUUGAACAAGGACCACACAGGAUACUGUUGAUCAAAAUGUUAUAGUAUUUGCUGUACGAUUCAGCCAUGUUAAGCUGGAGAUGCUAAGUUGUAGACAAUUUCGUGUCCAGAUGUUCAGUGCACUUCGAAUACAUUUUUCUGGAAUAAGCAACCAGCUGAUGUUGAUGCUGAUAUUGAUUUGUUGUGAGAUAAGAACACUAUUAUUUUGCUAAAAUGAUACAGCUGAUAAGUUCGAGCGA